Molecule: messenger RNA, 1609 nt
Organism: Cucurbita pepo subsp. pepo (vegetable marrow)
Lineage: Eukaryota; Viridiplantae; Streptophyta; Magnoliopsida; Cucurbitales; Cucurbitaceae
Product: 7-deoxyloganetic acid glucosyltransferase-like
Molecular function (GO): quercetin 3-O-glucosyltransferase activity; quercetin 7-O-glucosyltransferase activity
Source: RefSeq, a predicted model, not a curated record
AGCUAUAAAUUGAGUUGAUGGGGAGGGAAAUAGCGCAGUAGACCCUAGGUAGAAACCCAUGGAGCAAGAAGGAGAAGUGCCUCACGUUCUGAUCUUCCCCUUCCCGGCUCAAGGCCAUGUCAACUCCAUGCUCAAACUCGCCGAGCUUCUUUCCCUCUCCGGCCUCCGUAUCACCUUCCUUAACAUACACCGUAUUCACCAAAAACUUACCCUUCACUCUGACAUCCUAUCUCGUUUCUCUCGCUUUCCCAAUUUCCAAUUUCGAACCAUAACCGACGGCCUAACACCCCAAAAUCGCACCCUCGGCAUGUUCGCCGACUUGAUCCGUCGUUUGAAUUCCAUCACCAAGCCACUUCUCACCCAGAUGCUGCUUUCCGGUGAACUGGGUCCGAACCCCACCUGCAUAAUUCUUGACGGCCUUUUCAAUUUCAUCGUUGACGUUGACGCUCAACCUAAGAUCCCGGUAUUUAGUUUUCGGACCAUUAGCGCUUGUUCUUUCUGGGCUUAUUCAUUUGUUCCCAUGCUCAUUGAAGAUGGCCAGCUUCCCAUUAAAGGAGAAGAAGACAUGGAUAGAAUGAUCGACGGCGUGACUGGAAUGGAAAACGUUCUCCGAUGCAGAGAUCUCCCAAGCUUCUGCCGACUCAAAGACCCAUCUGAUCCAGCUCUUCAACACGGCGUCACCCAAACCAUACAGAGCUUAAAGGCCCACUCUCUGAUAUUCAACACGUUUGAGGACUUGGAAGGACCCAUUUUGUCAUGUCUUCGAAGGCGGUGCCCAAAUGUCUACGCGAUCGGACCUCUCCACAGUCUCCUAAAAUCCAGGCUUUCCGGUGAAGAAUCUCCAUUGGGAUCGGAGUCUUUCAACAACCUUUGGGAGGUGGAUCGGAGCUGCCUGGCGUGGCUGGACGCUCAACCUCCGAAAUCUGUCAUCUACGUUAGCUUUGGUAGCGUUGUAGUCAUGGGGGAUGGUCAAUUCAGAGAGUUCUGGCACGGAUUGGUGAAUAGCGGUAGACGGUUUCUGUGGGUUGUGCGGCCCAAUUUGGUGGCCGGAGAAGAUGGGGAAAACGGGAUUCCGGAGGAAUUGGAGAAGGGGACGAAGGAGAGGGGUUGUAUGGUGGAGUGGGCGCCGCAAGAGGAAGUGCUGGCCCAUGAAGCCAUUGGAGGGUUUUUGACUCACUGUGGAUGGAAUUCGACUUUAGAGAGCAUAGUCGCCGGUGUGCCAAUGAUCUGUUGGCCUCAGUUUGCGGACCAGCAGACGAACAGCCGAUACGUGAGCGAGGUUUGGAGGAUUGGAGUGGACAUGAAGGAUGUUUGCGACAGAGAGACAGUGUCACAGAUGGUGAAUGAUGUGAUGGAAAAUAAGAGAAAUGAAUUGAUGGGUUCUGUUAUUGAGACUGCAAAAUUGGCGAAGACAAGUGUGGAAGAAGGUGGAUCAUCCUUCCGUGAUUUGGAGCGGAUGAUUAGCGAUAUUCGAUUGCUUUACCGACGACAGAGAGAAGCCAUUCACUGAGCAUUUCAUUUUCCUGUAUGUUGUAAGCUUUGAAUAAUAUUGUGACCCAAAUUAGCUAUGCAACCAUAUUUAAUAAAAGAGGUUUCUUUCUUUUCGUUA